Camelina sativa (false flax) is the source of this 601-nucleotide messenger RNA. RefSeq lists its product as uncharacterized. Lineage: Eukaryota; Viridiplantae; Streptophyta; Magnoliopsida; Brassicales; Brassicaceae. Gene Ontology annotation, cellular component: respiratory chain complex I. The record is from RefSeq and is a predicted model, not a curated record.
AUUGAAUAAAACCUAGAAAUAGAUUUUGAUCGGAAGAAGAAGGAAGAAGAUAGAAUCAGAGAUUCGUAGAUUUGAUAUAUAGAUCGAAGAUGAACACAGACAUCACUGCCUUGGAGAAGCCACAAUACCCAGUCGUUGAUCGGAACCCUGCUUUCACUAAAGUCGUCGGCAAUUUCAGCACCCUCGAUUACCUCCGUUUCUCUACCAUCACCGGCAUCUCCGUCACCGUCGGCUAUCUCUCUGGGAUUAAGCCUGGGAUUAAAGGACCGUCAAUGGUUACUGGAGGACUGAUCGGGCUCAUGGGGGGUUUCAUGUAUGCGUACCAGAACUCAGCUGGUAGACUCAUGGGUUUCUUCCCUAACGACGGUGAGGUUGCUAGUUACCAGAAGCGUGGUGGUUUCUCUAAAUGACUACUUUAGCUUUUUUUGUUUAUCUCUGGAUCUGGGCUUCAUUUUGGAAUUUGAAAACUCUUCUUUUCUCUGCUGUUUGAGGAUAUGAUAUGUGCCUCCUCUGUUUGUUUGUUAUGAUGACUUAUGAUGAUGAUCAAAUAAGAUUUGUUGUGACAAUGAAAUUCUGAUGAAUAUAUAUGUUCUUGUGAUUC